AUGGCGAGCGGCGACGACUCGGUGGUCGCGCUGCUGCAGCGUCUCGCGCGGGCACUGGGAGCGCGGAAUGCGCGGAAGGGCUGGGAGGUGCUGCUGAGCCGCGAGAAGAGGGAGCAGGUGCCCUGCGCCGAGCUCUUGGCGUGCUGCGUCUGGGACCUGCGCCGCGCUGAGCGCCCUGCGGGCGCGGAAGCCCUGCAGCUGCUGGCGGCGCGGCUCGACGGCGCGGUGGAGGAGACGCUGAAGGUGCUGCUGCUGCUGGCGGAGCCGGGGAAGGAUCCCGGGCUGGGCGCCGUGAGCCGGGAGCUACUCUUCGCCGCGGGGCGCACCUCCAGCAGCCACCGCCCUGGGACCUUCUUCGAGGAGUCGCGUCAGCAGCUCCGGCCCUGUGAGCGGCACUUCGCGUUGGGCCGCCCCCUAGCGGAGCAGGUGCUGUUGCAGGCGGCACCGUCAGUGACGGACGUGGGGCCGCGGGAGCGAGUGCUGUGGGACCCGGCAGAAGUGCAGAAGUCGGGGUUUCUGGAAGUUGCAAAAGAAGCAGAAGGCAAGGAACACCAGAAGCAGAAGGGCAAGGGCCAAAAUGAGGGUGAGUCGCCAAUGGUCAGCCCUGGCACACCCACCACCGCCUCUGGCUCCGGCUCUCCCCGCGCGGCGUCUCGUCCCUCUCGAGCCGCCCUGGGCCUUCGCUCGGUGCCGCUGGCGGAGCUGUGGCGCAGCGACUGCCGCGCGCUGGAGCUGCGGGGCAGCUGGGAGGCGCCCCGGCCUGUGGCCGACCCCCGCGGAGCCUGGCUGGCGCUCUACGGGAUCCCCUCGCGAUCCUUCCAGGUGAAAGGGGCACGGGUGCUCUGCCGAGCCCGGUGUCGGAUGCUCGAGGACUGGGCGGCCUUUUGCAGCCGCUGCCUCAACCUUCGCGCGCAGAUUGCCGCGCUGGGCGACUGCGAGGGGUUGACGGCGCAGGCCUUGGCAGCGGUGCUGCGGGAGAUCCUCGGCGCCUUCGACCAGGAGAGAUCGCGCAAGAGAGCGCGGGCUUCAUCCGGCUGUGGGUGA
Molecule: messenger RNA, 1044 nt
Organism: Effrenium voratum
Lineage: Eukaryota; Dinophyceae; Suessiales; Symbiodiniaceae
Source: the annotation of a GenBank genome assembly